Messenger RNA from Kockovaella imperatae, 1518 nucleotides. Its product is annotated as type I phosphodiesterase/nucleotide pyrophosphatase. Bases 1 to 1518 code for a protein of 505 amino acids. Lineage: Eukaryota; Fungi; Basidiomycota; Tremellomycetes; Tremellales; Cuniculitremaceae. The record is from RefSeq and is a predicted model, not a curated record. The transcript has 4 exons.
AUGCUCGCUCUCCACCUACUCCUCGCUCAACCGGCCGCGGCCCGUGUGCUGCCUCGAGACAUUGUGGACCCGGGUGCACCGGCCCUAACCUACCCUCUCACGGGAAUGUCUCCCGUUGGUAAUCCACCCUUCUACUCUCCUGAGAACGUCAACGCUGCCUAUCAGCACGCGGUCUACCUGUCUAUCGAUGGCAUGCAUCAAAGCGAUCUCGAGUGGUACGUUUCAACCUUUCCCCAGUCAACGAUGGCCUCAUUGCUGCAAAACGCAAUCGAGUACACCAACGCGAGGUGUCCUUCGCCUUCAGACUCUGCACCUGGAACCGUCUCGCCAGCCACAGGCUGCAGUCCGAGAACCCACGGGGUCUACUACGAUGAUGCCUACGAUGGCAGCCUGUACCCUCCGGGCUCGAAUUGUACUGGACCAAUCGGCACCCAGACGGGAUGGGAUGAAACAUUAGACCUAAAUAAUACGGUUCUUAACGGCGGCGGAGGUUUCAACGAGUCCAUGUUCCCUCUUCAACUCACUGCUUCUGGCUAUUGCGCGGCCGUGAAGCCAUGGGACUUUCUCCGGGUGAAUACAAUGUUUGAGGUGAUCCGUGAACAAGGCCUAGUCACGGCAUACACCGACAAACAUCCAGCAUACAGUAUGCUCAACGGCCCAUCGGGGCUUGGUUUGACUGAUGGAUUCUUCCCCGAGAUCAAUGCCGUGUCAGGUCAGCAGGAGACCGAGGGUUACGACGAUUUGCAUUGGUCGGCAUUGACAAAUUGGACCAUGGGCAAUUACGCCAAUGGCACAUCAGGGCUUGGAGUACCCUCUGUGUACGGAGCCAAUUUUCAAAGCGUCUCCGUCUCUCAGAAAGCAUACGGCUACAAUUCAGAGCUGGUUCCGACUGCAAAUCUGACCCAAGCCUUUAGGCAAGUGGACACGCGCCUCGGUCAACUUGUCGAUACGAUGAAGUCGGUUGGAACGUUUGACUCUACCCUGCUUAUUAUCUACGCUAAACAUGGCCAGUCUCCGAUCAACAGCACUCUGGUGCGCAAGAUUCCUCAUCCAACACUGCUCAAUGUCAUCGGAGUGCCCACCGUACAAGAUGCGUCCGACGACGCGUCUUAUAUCUGGCUUCAAGACAAGAAUGACGCUGCCCAGGCCAAAGCCAAUAUUCUUGCAAACGCUACCGCUGUGGGAGCUGCCGAGGUCUGGAUAGGUGCGGAUAUUGUGGCCAACGGCUUUGGGAAUCCCUGGUUUGACUCGAGAACUCCUGACGUGAUCAUCAAGACUGAACCUGGAGUCAUCUUCACUACUGGGAAGAAGAUUGCUGAGCAUGGAGGGCUGAAUGCUGACGAUCAUGAUGUGGUCUUGUUCGUGUCAAAUCCGGUCAUUUCUGCUAGCAAGUGCGACGAAGUCGUAUACACGAGGCAGAUCGCGCCUACAUUCAUCAAAGCGCUUGGGUUUGAUCCGCUUCUCCUUGCUGGCGUCAGGGCUGAGGGCACAUUACCGCUGCCCGGUGUGCCAUUUUAG